Molecule: messenger RNA, 4048 nt
Organism: Zingiber officinale
Lineage: Eukaryota; Viridiplantae; Streptophyta; Magnoliopsida; Zingiberales; Zingiberaceae
Product: kinesin-like protein KIN-12B
Exons: 17
Coding region: 103-3873 (1256 amino acids)
Biological process (GO): microtubule-based movement
Molecular function (GO): microtubule binding; ATP binding; microtubule motor activity
Source: RefSeq, a predicted model, not a curated record
UUGACCUCCUCGAAUUCAAAUCCGCCCACUCUCAUCUCCCUCUUCACCCAACGUCUCGUUCUCCCGUCGCUAGGGUUCGGUCUCGCCGUCGUCUCCAUCGUCAUGAAGGCCUUCGGGAGCCCAAGGACCGGUAGAGUUUCGCCCUCUGAAGCCCUUACUCCUUCGUCGCAGAAGCAGCGGCCUCCUCGAAUCCCCAAGGAGAACGUCGACCCUUGCCCCGCGCCGUCGGAUCGGUCUCCGUUUAGGUCCCCCGCCAACUCCGGAAAGCCACUCUCAGCCAAGAACCGUAGCCUGCUCCCCCCUCGCCCGCCGAUUUCCUCCAAACCCGGCGCCAACCCUCUCAAGAGGAAGCUCAGCUCGGAGACCCCAGCUGAGAAUGGGGUUUCCCCCUCGUCAGCCUCGGAUUCUGGCGUCCAGGUGAUAGUGAGGAUGCGACCUCCAGACAAGGUGGAAGAGGAAGCCGAUCUGAUUGUGGAAAAAGUCUCUGAAAAUUCUGUCACUGUCUUUGAUCACAACUUCACCUUCGAUUCAGUAGUUGACAUCAGAUCCACGCAGGAAGAUAUGUUUCAACUUGUUGGGCUUCCAUUGGUCGAGACCUGCUUGGCUGGGUUCAACAGCUCAAUAUUUGCGUACGGGCAGACUGGAAGUGGAAAAACAUAUACUAUGUGGGGGCCUCCCAGUGCAUUGUCAGACUAUGCUUCAUCUAGCAUUGAUAAAGGUUUGACACCCCGUGUCUUCGAGAGGCUGUUUUCUCGCAUUGAUGAAGAACGAUCAAAGCACUCUGAUAAACAGCUGAAUUACCAGUGUCGUUGCUCAUUUUUGGAGAUCUACAAUGAGCAAAUCACAGAUCUUUUGGAGCCAACUCGAAGGAAUCUUCAGAUCAGGGAAGAUGUUAAAACUGGUGUUUAUGUUGAUUUCUUGACGGAAGAGUAUGUAUCUACUAUAAACGAUGUAAAUCAGCUAUUGAUGAAGGGGCUUGCAAACAGGAGGAUAGGUGCAACACGUAUAAAUAUGGAAAGCUCCCGAUCACAUUGUGUGUUUACUUGCAUCAUCGAGUCCCAUUCAAAGAGCACUGUGGAUGGUUUAAUCAGCAUAAAGACUAGCAGAAUAAACCUUGUCGAUUUGGCUGGGUCUGAAAGGCAAAAGCAAACUCGGGCAGCAGGGGAACAAUUAAAGGAGGCUAGCAACAUUAAUCGCUCCCUAUCGCAACUUGGGAAUUUGAUUAAUAUUCUUGCUGAAGUCUCAAAGUCAUGGAAACAAAGGCACAUCCCAUACCGUGAUUCAAAACUAACAUUUCUGUUGCAGGAAUCUCUUGGUGGAAAUGCAAAGCUAGCCAUGAUAUGUGCUAUUUCACCAUUAAGAAGCUGUAAGAAUGAAACUUUAAGCACAUUGAGGUUUGCCCAGCGUGCAAAAUCAAUAAAGAACAAAGCAGUUGUUAAUGAAGUAAUGCAGGACGAUGUUAAUGUUCUCCGUGAGCAGAUACGCCUAUUAAAGGAUGAACUCCUACGAAUGAAAUCUAAUGGAUCAUCAGACAACAAUGGGGGUUAUUCCACAGCAUGGAAUGCUCGCAGAAGUUUGCAUAUACUUAAAAUGAGCCUUGUUCGCCCAAAACCAUUACCUGUUGUCAAAGAUGACAGUGAUGAAGAAAUGGAAAUUGAUGAGAAUGAUGUUGAGAUGCUUGAUGCUCCACAGUCUGCUUCUGCACCACUAACCAUAUCAAAGGAAACCAAAUUAAGGGAAAUAGAAUUGGUCCAAGUCUCUGCAAAAUCUGAUGAAAAAACUACCUAUGCUUCCAAUACUGAUGGUCUAAACAAUCAACAGGAUGACAACUGUGUAAUAUUAAUGAAUGAUCAAAGGGUUCAAACUUUUCCAAAUGAUAAAUUGCCUACUGAAAUAAUCCAUUCCACAGACAUUGGACAAGUUAUAGUAGAAAACCAAUCUAAAAAUUCUCUCUCUCUCAGUUCCACACUAUUACCAUCUAGUCUUAGCACAGUGCCUUGCAACAUUACCCCAGUCCCUCAGGUACCUCCUUUGGGUGCUUUAGCUGUCAUUGAUGCUUGUAGCAGGAAGAGUCUUAGAACGUCAUUGUCAAUAUCAGCAUCUCCAAGGAAUACAUUGGGAAAUUCUAAAUCAACAGGAAUUACAAAUGCAUUAUCAACAGCAACGUUGUCUGCUUCAAGUUCUUCCAACUGUCAGACAAAGAAUUCUCCUAAACCAACUGAGUACUUGGCUGCAAGCCUCCAAUGUGGUCUACAAAUGAUUGAUAAGUGGCAACACAAAUCAGUCCAGAGAGACUCUUCUUUCACUGUCAGGCCUACAGAUGACAGGCAAAUUAUUCAAAUAAACAAGGUUGACAUUGGAACACAGACGCCACUACAAGAUUCACAAGAACUGGAACUAUCUAUUAUGUGCAAUUACUGUCAGAAAGUUUCAGGAGUUGAAAGUGCUAAUGUGAACAGGAGCAGGGAUAUGCAGCUGGUGCUUGCUGAUGGAUUAACAGCAAAUGAUAAGCAUAAUAGUCAUGUUCCAAAAGCCGUGGAACAAGUGUUGGCGGGAUCCAUCAGGCGUGAAAUGGCACUUGAAGAUCUCACUACUGAGCAAGCUGCUGAAAUAGCACAGCUGAAACUAUUGGCCCAACAGUACAAAUAUGAACGAGAUUGCAAUGCAAUGAUUGUUCAAACUCGUGAGGAUAAAAUUGCCCGUCUAGAGAGUCUGAUGGAUGGCCUUCUUCCAACAGAAGAGUUUAUGCAGGGAGAGUUCAUUGCACUUGAGAACGAACAUAAGCUUCUGAAAGAGAAAUAUGAGAAUCAUUCAGAAAUUUUACAGUUAAAUAUCAAAUUGAAAAAGGUCCAAGAUGAACUUGAUGGCUAUAGAAACUUUUUUGAAAUGAGUGAAAGGGAUGUUCUCAUGGAAGAGAUUCAGGACUUAAGAAGUCAAUUGCUGUAUUACAUAGACCCCACUUGUUCUGAAUCAACACAAAAACAAAGUUCUUUGCUUCGGCUAACUCAUCAGGGAAGAACUAUAGUUCCUCUCAGCACAUUCUCAGAGUUUGGUGAAAGUGAUGUUGAUAAUAAGGAGAGUAAGUAUUCUCUUGUUGAAGAACUUAGGUUUGAACUUGAAGGGAGUCGCCAUUUGGCUAAAAAACUGAAACAAGAACUUGAUUCUGAGAAAAAAUGCACUGAAGAGCUUAAAGACGCACUGCAAACAGCGAUGCAGAGUCAUACUCGAAUACUAGAGCAGUACGCAGAUCUUCAGGAGAAGCACACUACCCUGCUUUCAUGGAAUCGGGAAAUCAAUGAUGGCAUUGACGAUGUUAUGGAAGCAGCAACUGAAGCUGGGAUUAGGGGAGCAGAAUUAAAAUUUAUUAGCUCUCUUGCAUCUGAAAUUUCAGUCUUGAAAGCAGAAAGGGAAAGGGUAAAACAAAAAUGGCAAGACAAAAACAGAGCCCUUGAAUCCCAACUCGCUGACACUGUUGAUGCGCUAGAGGCUGCUGGAGAAGUACUUGUACGGCUAAAAGAGGCAGAGGAAGCUGCUGCAGUUGCAGAGAGAAGAGCACUGUUGGCAGAGAAAGAGACUGAAAAGAUGAACCAAGAGAUAGAGCGGUUGAAGAAGAAUCUUGACAUAAUAACUCCUCCAGUGAAUUGCACAACUGAGGAGUCAAAUUUUGAUCAUACUGAAACUGGUGGUUCCAAAGAGGCUGACUCUGAUUAUACUGAAUCUGAUGGCUCUGAAAAGGCCAAAUUUGAUGCAGGAAAGGGCACUCACCCAUUGGCGCAGGAGUUUGAACCUUUCUGCAAGAGAGGAGACACUGAAUUAUCCAUAGACACGGACCCUACCUCAUGGUUCUCUGAUUACGAUCGCUGCAAUAUGUAAGAAUUCUAAGGACAUGAAUACAUUUGUAUCGUGAAAACAUGUUGUAUACCACCAGAAAUGUUGGGAGUGCAAGAGUGAUAUCUCCGGUGUUCCUCAAUUUUCUUGUUCUCACCUAUUGCGAGAACCACUGUAGUCUGAAGGCAUUCCAAUUUCUGAGUAUCAUUUAUUCCUUUCA